Messenger RNA from Drosophila miranda, 1225 nucleotides. Its product is annotated as E3 ubiquitin-protein ligase UBR1-like. The transcript is spliced from 4 exons. Lineage: Eukaryota; Metazoa; Arthropoda; Insecta; Diptera; Drosophilidae. Gene Ontology annotation, molecular function: ubiquitin protein ligase activity. Bases 77 to 1225 code for a protein of 382 amino acids. Gene Ontology annotation, cellular component: cytoplasm; ubiquitin ligase complex. The record is from RefSeq and is a predicted model, not a curated record. Gene Ontology annotation, biological process: protein ubiquitination; ubiquitin-dependent protein catabolic process via the N-end rule pathway.
AGGAUAAAUCAAAGGCCGAGGAGCUGCAGCGGGAGCGUCGCAAGGCCAAAAAGGAACUGGUCUGCUGUCCGCCCCCAUGCUGCCGCAGUUGACUCCAGCGUUCACGUCCAUGGCCAACAUAUUGCAGUGCAAUGUGUUCCUCAGCAUCUGCACUUUGACUAUGGAUCGGGCUCUGGACAUUCGCAGCCGCUCCUUCUCGGAAUCCCAUGUGCAGAAGAUUUUACAUUUGCUCGGCUUUGCCAUCCAAGAGGAACUUAGCGAGCACUACCCAUUUCUCAGUUUCUAUGAGCGCGCGCAGCAGUUUGGAAUCCUCGACAAGUUGGACGAGCUAGCACGCUGCCCAAGGUUGGAGGCACAUCGUGACUUUGUGCUUUGGACCAUUAAACGGUACAAGGAUAUGCAGGCCAAGCAGGCGCCAGCAGCAGCGGCCGGGCCCAGCGGCUCUCAGAAGAAGACUGCGGGCGAAGAGCCGCCGCUGACAUCCGAGGAACAGGCACGCCAGGAGAAGGAGACCCGCGCCAAGCUGGCCGCCGAGCGUCGAGCCAAGAUUAUGGCCCAGAUGCAGAGUGCCCAAAAGUCCUUUAUGAAGUCGAACGCUGAGAUGUUUGCCAACAGCGACCUGGAGCAGGAUUCAAUCUCAACAGGAGCCUCUAGUAGCCGGGUGGCGGCAUCCUCCAUGGGCAGCACCGCUAUGGAUUGGGAGGAUAUAUCGGAUGAGAGCUUAGAGGACCAGGGUGCGGCAGUUCUAGUGAUAAAGCAGAACCCGGCCUGCCUGGGGCCAAACCGGGCCCACUACCAGGCGCAGGAGAACAGCUUCAAAUGCAUCCUGUGCUUCGAGAACUGUAGCAUCAACCCGGACGGACCACCGCUCGUUAGCUCCGCGUUUGUGCAGACCUCACGCGUGAUCCUGACUACACCGAGCCACUACAAGGGCAAGUGCGGCAUGCACGUGAGCUGCUGCGGCCACGUGAUGCACUACAAGUGCUGGCAGGAGUACUACAGUAACGAGGAGUCUAAGGAGCAGCGUCGCCUCCACCGGAAUCGUCUCGCCCUCAGCCAGGGCCACAACGUGGAGUUCCACUGUCCGUAUUGCCGGGCCUCAGCAAUACUGUGCUCCCCGUCAGCGAGCCCCUGGUCGGACUUAUUCCCGGCGGCCUUCCCGGAGUGCCGCCGGCUGUCAGCUCCGAGAGCUACUUGCCCCUGGACUGCUUCGUGGAGAUCAUGA